GAGAACAUAAAAAAAUGCAUACUCAUUCACUAUACUUUGAAGACAACUCGCACAGAUCGGACAUGUUCGGGUGAGAAGUGUCGCAUUUCCCCAACUUCAAAUUCCGGUUGCGCAGCCAUCACCAUCGUGAUGGCUUCGGUGUACGCGCUCCACAAGGUGUCUGACGGAACGUGGAGCAUCAGGGACUGCGUCUUCUUCGGCCUCUUCAUGUGCUCUGUCGAGCGGGUACCCUUGAGCAGCGUCAUCUUCGACGAAGGUCGCUACCCUGUAAUCGCCACAAUGAUUCAGUCCGAGGCCCUGUUCAAUACUGGCAUGGCGUGGUGCGUCUUCGGCUUUCUUGGAGGAAACGUAAAUCGUAAGUUAGAUUUCGUCUCGUCACUUUGUCGAAGAUGUGACCAACACUGGGACAACGCUGUAUUUACCUCAGCCGGCAGCCAGUGUUUUUCAUGAGUGGACCCAUCUUCAAGCAGGCAACGACCAUAUUGCCCUU
Dermacentor andersoni is the source of this 490-nucleotide messenger RNA. NCBI's taxonomy places the organism in Eukaryota, Metazoa, Arthropoda, Arachnida, Ixodida, Ixodidae. The record is from RefSeq and is a predicted model, not a curated record.